Molecule: messenger RNA, 1454 nt
Organism: Cucurbita maxima (winter squash)
Lineage: Eukaryota; Viridiplantae; Streptophyta; Magnoliopsida; Cucurbitales; Cucurbitaceae
Product: chloroplast stem-loop binding protein of 41 kDa a, chloroplastic
Exons: 6
Coding region: 98-1309 (403 amino acids)
Biological process (GO): rRNA processing
Cellular component (GO): cytosol
Molecular function (GO): RNA binding
Source: RefSeq, a predicted model, not a curated record
UGACAAAAUGAUUGGCCGUUAUCAUCCAUAAUCUAUCUGAUAGCUAAAAGAGCUGAUUCUCAUCUUCACACGGUCCAGCUCAAAAUUCUUCGAUUCCAUGGCUGCUCUCGCUUCUUCUUCGUCUUCCCUCUUCACCUCUAAGCCCUCCAUUCAUCUUCCAUCUUCCCUUUCUCCAUGUCUUCUGCGUUCAUCAGUCUCCCCAAUCUCUUCCCCUUCUGCUCUGACAUCCUCUUUCGCCAUUUCCCAUUCCUUUCUCCCUUUUCCCUCCUCUUCCAGACGCUCCAAUGUCUGCUCCUUCAGUGUCAGGGCUAGCUCUGCUGACAAGAAGAAUGUCUUGAUUGUCAACACAAACAGCGGCGGACAUGCCGUAAUCGGCUUCUAUUUUGCCAAACAGCUUCUGGGUUCCGGCCAUGAGGUCACAAUUUUGACUGUCGGUGAAGAGAGCUCCGACAAGAUGAAGAAACCUCCAUUUAACAGAUUCUCAGAAAUUGUGAGUGCUGGAGGCAAGACGGUAUGGGGGGAUCCUGCAGAAGUUGGGAAGGUUGUGGCAGGAGCUUCAUUUGAUGUGGUAUUAGAUAACAAUGGCAAGGACAUUGAUUCUGUGAGGCCUGUUAUUGAUUGGGCAAAGAGUUCUGGUGUGAAGCAGUUUCUAUUUAUCAGUAGUGCUGGGAUUUAUAAGCCAACUGAUGAGCCUCCCCAUGUUGAAGGGGAUACUGUUAAAGCUGAUGCUGGUCAUGUUGGUGUUGAACAAUAUAUUGCUGAGGUUUUCAGCAGCUGGGCUGUUUUCCGUCCACAGUACAUGAUUGGAUCUGGCAACAACAAAGAUUGUGAAGAGUGGUUCUUUGAUAGAAUUGUCCGGGACAGACCCAUUCCAAUUCCAGGCUCUGGGAUGCAGCUGACAAACAUCGCACAUGUCAGGGACUUGUCUUCUAUGUUGACACUAGCUGUAGAGAAGCCGGAUGAGGCACACGCUAACAUAUUCAACUGCGUGAGCGAUCGUGCCGUGACUCUUGAUGGAAUGGCCAAGCUAUGUGCUCAAGCAGCAGGGCGUCCAGUUAACAUUGUACAUUAUGAUCCAAAACCAGUUGGGGUGGAUGCAAAGAAAGCUUUUCCUUUCAGGAAUAUGCAUUUCUAUGCGGAGCCAAGAGCAGCUCAGGAGAUCUUAGGGUGGAAAAGUAGCACAAAUCUUCCUGAAGAUUUGAAGGAGCGAUUUGAAGAGUAUGUGAAGAUUGGCAGAGACAAGAAGGCUAUUAAGUUUGAGUUAGAUGAUAAGAUACUUGAGUCCCUAAAGGUUCCAGUAGCUGCUUGACCGUUCUUUGAAUAAUCGUGCACAACAGUACUGGCCAUCUUACAGUACUUCUACAUGUAUUCUCAUUUAUUGUACUUCUAUCAACUUAACCAAAUAACGUGAGAUUCAGAAGUGAAGUAAUUGAGCUUUCACUUCUGUUGCCCCA